This is a messenger RNA of Drosophila busckii, 399 nucleotides long. RefSeq lists its product as uncharacterized. The transcript has 2 exons. NCBI's taxonomy places the organism in Eukaryota, Metazoa, Arthropoda, Insecta, Diptera, Drosophilidae. The annotation marks the transcript as partial. The record is from RefSeq and is a predicted model, not a curated record.
AUGGGCUCGUUAGAGCAGGAGCAGCACAAUGGCUGCCGCAACGGCAACACUAAUAAGCCCAAGGACGAGAUACCCGAAGUCCUGCGGCACUCGCCGUCCAGUCAGCCUCUCUAUGAAUUACAAUUGGUUGCCUGGCCCAACGAUAUGAACGAGGACGCGAACUCAGCGCCAGCGCCAGCAACAAUAACCACAACAACAACAGCAGCAACAACAACAACAAUGACGCCCACUGUGUUGCCAUUGUACGAGGAUCAAUUGGUCGUAUUUCCGCAAAUGGAUUUUCAAGAGGAAAAUUUUGAUUAUAUCUUUGAUGACCUGGAAGCAGCAGCGAACAGCAGCACAACUCAGCCAGAUACAACGCUUAGACCCACACCAACACCCACACCCACACCCACACCA